ACUGAUGUCAACUACCUUUUUUCGAUCGUAUUAAUAUGCCUUAUCUUAUCCUGUCUUACUUUUUGGUAAACUUAUUUCACAUUAUCCACUGCGAGCCAACGAUUUUUUCAUGUCCAACCGAUCGUUCUGCCGGAGCCCUGAUCCGCAAGAAAGACAUGGCACUCAAAGGACACGUUAGAAAAACCCUGGAGAAAACCACAUUUAUCCAGUGUAGUCUUCGCUGUCUAAAGGAAGAUUGGUGUGCCUCGGUCAAUUUUGAAAUCCGAAAGGGAAURGGAAAAUGUGAGUUGAAUGACUAUGGAGUUGAAGACGAGACAAAAGUAUCGAUAGAGAAAGGAGAAUUCGAGAAGAAAGAAGGGUUUGUCUACACUCAACUCAGACCAGCUGGGAUAUCUGGCUGCUAUCAAAACCGAUGUCAAAAUGGAGGAACCUGUAAACUAAACUGCGCAGGUCUGACACCUGAGUGUCAUUGUGCAUAUGGUUUUGAAGGCGACCGCUGUGAAGUGGAUAUCAACGAGUGUUCUAGUAAUCCAUGUCAAAACGGUGGAACAUGUACAGAUCAAGUCAAUGGCUACUCCUGUACAUGUGCUGCAGGAUACAAUGGAGCAAAUUGCCAAAAUAAUAUCAACGAGUGUUCUAGUAAUCCAUGUCAAAACGGUGGAACAUGCACAGAUCAGGUCAAUGGCUACUCUUGUACAUGUGCUGCAGGUUACAGAGGAACAAAUUGUGAAUUUCAAGACAGUGCUACCUGUGACCUUUACUUUCCGAGUGCAAACAUCAAUAACCUUGUUCAUGCCAACUGGUCGACUUUAUCUGAUCUCUCGAAUUUAACUCUAUCAUUCUGGAUCAAGGUUCCCCCAAGUUACGAUGAUGAAGUAUAUCCUUUCUCGUAUGCCACCGUUUCCGAGACCGACGCUUUAAACAUCAAAAUAAAAACAAGUGGAGAUGCAGAURUCAAAAUCAUGAAUGAUCAAAAGACGCUUGAUUUCCGAGUUGUUCGGGAUAACAAAUGGCAACAUUGCUGCCUUACUUGGAAUCGAGUAGAUUCACCAUAUCCGGGAAAGGUUUUGUACUAUCGCAAUGGUUUGCUGUUAGACGAGGACAAAGACUUGAGCAAGGACGACAAGCUACUGAGUGGAGGAAAACUCAUCAUUGGACAGUUACAAGGAAGUUACGGCGGAAACUUUGAUGAUGAAAAAUUGAUGGUUGGCAACUUGGCUGGACUUAAUAUCUGGGACAGAGUGUUUAGUGAACAGGACGUAAGCAAUCUCUACAACACGAGCUGCGUUGGAAUAGCGGGAGGAAAUGUUGUGUCUUGGUCUGAUAUCAUUGAAGGUCAAUUAGAAGGAAGUACUACAAGAUCCUGCCCUACGACCUGCCCGUCUGGGUGAUGCAUUGGGUGCACUUACAAGUAUAAAACAGCAUAAAUACAAAGUAUGGAACAAUGUUUUUAAAAUUUGUCUGCAACUUUGUUUCUGAUUCAUUAAAAUCCGUUAAAUCAUAA
Actinia tenebrosa (Australian red waratah sea anemone) is the source of this 1504-nucleotide messenger RNA. RefSeq lists its product as uncharacterized. Gene Ontology annotation, molecular function: Notch binding; calcium ion binding. Gene Ontology annotation, biological process: Notch signaling pathway. The record is from RefSeq and is a predicted model, not a curated record. NCBI's taxonomy places the organism in Eukaryota, Metazoa, Cnidaria, Anthozoa, Actiniaria, Actiniidae.